AUGAGAUCAAACUCUUGGUUUCCACGUCUUGGGUUACUUUAUGUGGCUUUAGUGGUAUUGAUACCAUUUUUAGCCUCAUCUAAACACUCAUUUGCACUUGCCGCUUCAUCUGAUGAUGAUGCUCAUGAAAAUUAUGGAACUGUUAUUGGAAUUGAUUUGGGUACUACUUACUCAUGUGUUGGUGUUAUGAAGAAUGGUAAAGUUGAAAUACUAGCCAAUGACCAAGGUAAUAGAAUAACUCCAUCUUAUGUUGCUUUCAAUGGUGAUGAAAGAUUAGUUGGUGAUGCAGCUAAAAAUCAAGCUGCUUCUAAUGUCAACAACACUGUGUUUGAUAUCAAGAGAUUGAUUGGUUUGAAGUAUAAUGAUGAUACUGUCCAAAAGGAAUUGAAACAUUUACCAUACAAGAUUGAAAAUAAGGGAAAUAGACCUGUUGUUUCGGUUGAUUACAAUGGUGAACAUAAAGUUUUCACACCAGAAGAAAUUUCUGGUAUGAUUUUGGGUAAAAUGAAGUCAAUUGCUGAAGAGUACCUUGGUAAGAAAGUUACUCAUGCAGUUGUCACUGUCCCAGCUUACUUUAAUGAUGCUCAAAGACAAGCUACUAAAGACGCUGGUACUAUUGCUGGUUUGAACGUUUUGAGAAUUGUUAAUGAGCCAACUGCCGCUGCUAUUGCCUAUGGAUUAGAUAAGACCAACGAAGAAAAACAAAUUAUUGUUUAUGACUUGGGUGGAGGUACUUUUGAUGUCUCAUUGUUGUCGAUUGAAGGUGGUGUUUUUGAAGUUUUGGCUACUGCUGGUGAUACUCAUUUGGGUGGUGAAGAUUUUGAUCACAAAGUUGUUAGGUACUUGGCUAAACAAUUCAAAAAGAAGCACAAUAUCGACGUUUCUUCCAACCCUAAAGCCAUUUCAAAAUUAAAGAGAGAAGCUGAAAAGGCCAAGAGAACUUUGUCAUCACAAAUGUCAACUAGAGUUGAAAUUGACUCUUUUGUUGAUGGUAUUGAUUUUUCAGAAACUCUUUCCAGAGCUAAAUUUGAAGAAUUAAACAUGGCUUCAUUCAGAAAGACUUUGAAACCAGUUGAACAAGUAUUGAAGGAUGGUAAUGUCAAAAAAUCUGAAAUUGAUGAUAUUGUUUUGGUUGGUGGUUCCACAAGAAUUCCAAAGGUUCAAGAAUUAUUGGAACAAUUCUUUGAUGGCAAAAAGGCUUCUAAAGGUAUUAACCCAGAUGAAGCUGUUGCUUAUGGUGCUGCUGUUCAAGCUGGUGUUUUGAGUGGUGAAGAAGGUGUUGAUGACAUCGUCUUGUUGGAUGUUGCUCCAUUGUCAUUAGGUAUUGAAACUGCUGGUGGUAUCAUGACCAAAUUGAUUCCAAGAAAUGCUACUAUUCCAACCAAGAAAUCAGAAACUUUCUCCACUUAUGCUGAUAACCAACCAGGUGUCUUGAUUCAAGUCUUCGAAGGUGAAAGAGCCAAGACCAAGGACAACAACUUGUUGGGUAAAUUCGAAUUGUCUGGUAUCCCACCAGCUCCAAGAGGUGUCCCACAAAUUGAAGUUACUUUUGAUAUCGAUGCCAAUGGUAUUUUGAAUGUUUCUGCUUUGGAGAAAGGUACUGGUAAGACUCAAAAGAUUACCAUCACCAACGACAAAGGUAGAUUAUCCAAAGAAGAUAUUGAUAGAAUGGUGGAAGAAGCUGAGAAAUAUGCACAACAAGACCAAGAAUUGAAGGAAAAGAUUGAAGCCAGAAACUCAUUAGAAAACUAUGCCCAUCUUUUGAAAGGUCAAUUGAAUGAUAAAUCUGAAACAGGAUUGGGAUCUAAAUUGGAAGACGAUGAUAGGGAAACUUUGGAUGAUGCCAUUAAGGAGACUUUGGAAUUUAUUGAAGAUAACUUUGAUACCGCAACUGCAGAAGAAUUUGAAGAACAAAAACAAAAAUUGAUUGAUGUUGCCAACCCAAUAACUGCUAAAUUAUACGGAGGUGCAGGAGGAGCAGCACCUGGAGAAGGAGAUGCCAAGUUUGGAGAUGAUGAUUCAGAUGAUGACAUAGAUCAUGAUGAAUUGUAG
Lodderomyces orthopsilosis Co 90-125 is the source of this 2052-nucleotide messenger RNA. RefSeq names its product Hsp70 family ATPase (gene KAR2). The coding region runs from base 1 to 2052 and encodes 683 amino acids. NCBI's taxonomy places the organism in Eukaryota, Fungi, Ascomycota, Pichiomycetes, Serinales, Debaryomycetaceae. Gene Ontology annotation, cellular component: endoplasmic reticulum lumen; membrane; nucleus. The transcript has a single exon. Gene Ontology annotation, molecular function: ATP-dependent protein folding chaperone; ATP binding; ATP hydrolysis activity. Gene Ontology annotation, biological process: endoplasmic reticulum unfolded protein response; protein refolding; cellular response to unfolded protein. The record is from RefSeq and is a predicted model, not a curated record.